AGAUUCUCAUAAAUAUUGUACUGAUGACUACUGCAAUGAGGGUAUUUGAUAAAUUAAUUGAUCUUAUCAAUGUCUUUUCUCCUCUCAUAUUUAUCUGUCCAGCUUUUAUUUCCUUCAAUAAUUUUUCAAUUCAACCCUGAACUGAUUUUUUUUUUCUAUUUCACUUUUUUUUAUGGUGUGAAAUUUAGAAAAAUGAAUACCAUGACCAUGAUUAACGAUGUUUUCCUCAUCAUAGUCAUCAUCGUUUAACUCAUGAGAUUUAAUUUCAACUAUCCUGGCCAUAAUGUAAUAUUACUGAUCAAAUUGGACAGGAAACAAUCAUCAACAAAAAAAAUGAGAUCAUUUUUUAGGUCAAACCGAUAUAAAAACCAAUCAUCCUCAUAUUCAAACGAUUUUUUUCAAUUUUUGUCGUUUUUUUUUGUUAAAACGUUUUUUCCAGUCACUAAACAAAAUUUAUACAGAAAUUAGAAAAAAAUGAGUUUAAUUGAUAUGAUAAUCUACUUACCAUUAUUACUGCUGUUACUAUUCAUCAAUAAUGAAUGGCUAAUUUUUGUAAAUUCAACUUCAGUCUAUUUUGAUGAUUGUGGUAAUGGUGAAAUCAAAAGUAUUGAUAUUGAACCAUGUCAUUCAUUGCCAUGUCAUUUUGAGAAAGGUCAACGUGCCAAUCUCACUAUUGUGUUUCAACCGAAACGAAAAUCAAACUAUAUUCGUGUACAUAGUACAUUGCGUACAGGUGGCCUAUUUGAUUAUCAAAUUAAUGUUGAAGAUGAAGAUCCUGAAGUUUGUCAAUCAUCCAAUUCACAUCAUAGAAAUUGGGGAAAAAUUAAAUGUCCAGCAUUACCUGGAAAUACGUAUACGUUUAAAGUGAGCAGAAUUUUUCCAGUCUCAACCACUUGGAAUAUGUUUCGAUAUUCAAAAAUACAAUUAAAGAACGAAUAUGGUCAAACAGUUGGUUGUGGUGAUUGGUAUCUGGAAUUCAAUAGGGCAAGCAUCGAUCGUAAGAUGCUUAAUGCACAGAAUUUGAAAAAACCAUUAUCAUCAUAAUAGUCAUCAUAGUUUUUUUUUACAAGAAAAAGUUAAA
Molecule: messenger RNA, 1081 nt
Organism: Dermatophagoides farinae (American house dust mite)
Lineage: Eukaryota; Metazoa; Arthropoda; Arachnida; Sarcoptiformes; Pyroglyphidae
Product: mite group 2 allergen-like Ixo r 2
Source: RefSeq, a predicted model, not a curated record